AUGAGCCCUGGCAUACCUACAAUCGCUCUUUUGGGCUUGACUGUGAUCAACUCGUGUACCGCCCAACUGAUCGACCCAAACCUUGUAGGAACGUGGACCACCAAAAGCAAGGCAGUCUUCACUGGCCCAGGAUUUUACAAUCCAGUGACGGACAAGCUGACCGAGCCAAAUCAUCCUGGAAUUUCUUAUUCUUUCACUGAGGACGGCCACUAUGAAGAAGCCUACUACAGGGCCAUUUCGAAUCCUACGCAACCUGCCUGCCCGUCUGCAAUUCUCCAAUGGCAACACGGGACCUAUACCCUCGAAGCUAACGGCUCGCUUCUUCUAAAGCCCUUCGAAGUCGACGGGCGGCAAGUAAUGUCGAGUCCUUGUUCCUACGAUGAAUCUAUUUAUACGCGGUACAAGAAUCCAGAAAUGAUAAAGAGGUACCAAGUCGGCCCCGAUCCAUUCCACAAUGUCCAACGACUUGAUCUGUUUCGAUUUGACGGCUCUCCUAUGCAUCCAAUGUUUCUAGCCUACAACCCACCUCAAAUGCUACCAACCUCGACGCUAAAUCCUACGGCCACUUCAACCGCGCCAGCUAGAAACCCCACCAGCAAGAGCCGCGUUAAGCGUACAAUUGAUGAUGAAACUGGCGAGACAAUUGAGCCUCUCAACAAAAAGGCGAUUUUGACACCAACUGAACCGUUUAGCGCUGACAGAUGGUGGUGGGUGGGCGUUGGUCUGACAGCAGUUGGCACUAUACUUUACAUGUAUCCGUCUUCAUAA
This is a messenger RNA of Endocarpon pusillum Z07020, 768 nucleotides long. RefSeq lists its product as uncharacterized. Gene Ontology annotation, biological process: 'de novo' protein folding. Gene Ontology annotation, cellular component: endoplasmic reticulum; endoplasmic reticulum membrane. The transcript is spliced from 3 exons. The record is from RefSeq and is a predicted model, not a curated record. The coding region runs from base 1 to 768 and encodes 255 amino acids. NCBI's taxonomy places the organism in Eukaryota, Fungi, Ascomycota, Eurotiomycetes, Verrucariales, Verrucariaceae.